This is a messenger RNA of Nicotiana attenuata, 1163 nucleotides long. RefSeq names its product ethylene-responsive transcription factor ERF039. Gene Ontology annotation, molecular function: DNA-binding transcription factor activity; DNA binding. The transcript has a single exon. Lineage: Eukaryota; Viridiplantae; Streptophyta; Magnoliopsida; Solanales; Solanaceae. Bases 176 to 1006 code for a protein of 276 amino acids. The record is from RefSeq and is a predicted model, not a curated record. Gene Ontology annotation, biological process: regulation of DNA-templated transcription.
CUCCUUUCCUUUAUUUAAACCAACAACACAACCAUUGAAGCUAAGUAAACCAACUCUUUCUAUUUUUUAAGUAACCACUUGCUACACUCCUUUUUCUUGCUACUAAUACUAUAGUUCUAAAUUAAGAAGAAAAACCAUAAAAGCUAGAACCAUCUUUAGAUUACUACUAGCUAUAAUGGAAAAUCAUUAUCUUCAACAAGAUUUCUCCAUCUCUAGUUGUUCUUCUUCUAUAACUUCCUCCUCAUUUGCAAGUUCUUCUAAUGGCUUAAAUUCUCCUUCAACCACCACUUCUUCUACUUCAUCAUCUUCUUUCCACGAGACCAUUAAUGCAAAAACCUCAUCAAAUGGCUAUACUUGCAAAUCCAAGAAAAGCUCAAAAAUAGUUCAAGAUUUCACCAAAAAUGGGAAUGGUCAUGGGAAUGAGAAGAACAAGAAAACAAGAAAGAAUCAAGGUGAUGAAAAGCAUCCAACUUUUAGAGGAGUUCGUAAGAGGAAUUGGGGUAAAUGGGUGUCCGAAAUUAGACAGCCUAGGAAAAAAUCAAGAAUAUGGCUAGGGACUUAUCCAACGGCUGAAAUGGCGGCUCGAGCUCAUGAUGUUGCGGCUUUAGCCAUUAAAGGUAACUCGGCUUAUCUUAAUUUCCCUCAUUUAGCCGAUCAACUCCCGCGACCAGCCUCCACUUCUCCGAAGGACAUCCAAGCAGCCGCCGCUAAAGCGGCUGGUAGCACGUUUCUCGAGGAAAAUCCUAUUAGAGAUGAAGCUGAGUCCAGCCAAAUCGAACUGCACAGUUCACAUUCAUCGACAAAUUUAGCCUCAGAGAACACUCAAGAAUUGCUAAAUUCUCCAUCGAUGGACAAUGAUGACACAUUUUUUGAUUUACCGGAUCUUACCAUCGAUCAAGUGGACCAAAAUGACCGUUAUCAGUACCCAAUCUCAACGUGGCAGCUGGCUGGAGCCGAUAGCGGAAUAUUUCGGCUCGAGGAGCCAUUUUUGUGGGAGUGCUAUUAAAAGAAAAAUAGAAUUGUACUCUUUAGUGUAUGUUUUUUUUUUUUUUUUUGGUACAUUGACAAAAUAUUCAUAUAUCGUGUGUGAAUUCUCAACGUCAUAAUUGGAAAGCCCAGAAAAUGUUCAUAUAACACAUAUUUUUGAGUUUGGUCUAUUUUCA